AUGUAUAAAAGGAAUGACUUCAUGGCCAAUGUGAUGGUCACUUCUGCCACUCCAGAGGGUAGUAGCAGCUCAGAUUCUCUGGAAGGGCGAAGUUCAGAUUAUGCCAAUAAAAGCUACGAUGCAGUUGUAUUUGAUGUCUUGAAAGUAACUCCUGAGGAGUUUGCCAGCCAGAUUACACUGAUGGAUACGCCAGUGUUUAAAGCUAUACAGCCCGAGGAACUAGCGAGCUGUGGAUGGAAUAAGAAAGAAAAACACAUCCUUGCUCCAAAUAUUGUUGCCUUUACUAGGAGGUUUAACCAGGUCAGUUUUUGGGUUGUACGAGAAAUAUUAACAGCACAGACCUUAAAAAUAAGGGCAGAAAUAUUGAGCCAUUUUGUGAAAAUAGCUAAAAAGCUUCUAGAACUGAAUAACCUUCACUCUCUUAUGUCUGUGGUGUCAGCGCUGCAGAGUGCACCUAUCUUCAGACUGACCAAAACCUGGGCUCUUUUGAAUCGCAAAGACAAGACCACCUUUGAGAAGUUGGACUACUUACUGUCUAAGGAAGAUAAUUAUAAAAGGACACGAGAGUACCUCAGAAGCUUAAAAAUGGUUCCUUCUAUCCCGUAUUUAGUGCAUAUACUUUGUAAGAAAUCCGUGACACGUGGUAUUGUGUUGAUUUUGAAUGGUGUGGAGAUAGCUUUUUGUUUGGGAUUUUUGUUUGCCCUGAGCAAGGGCCAUGGACCCGUAAAGAAACCCACCUCAGAAGAAUAUGAGAAUUAUCCCAGUCAGUGUGUCAUAGAUGUGUCUGAUCUCUAA
Pterocles gutturalis (yellow-throated sandgrouse) is the source of this 795-nucleotide messenger RNA. RefSeq names its product ras-specific guanine nucleotide-releasing factor RalGPS1-like. Bases 1 to 795 code for a protein of 264 amino acids. The record is from RefSeq and is a predicted model, not a curated record. The transcript has 9 exons. Gene Ontology annotation, biological process: positive regulation of GTPase activity; Ras protein signal transduction. NCBI's taxonomy places the organism in Eukaryota, Metazoa, Chordata, Aves, Pterocliformes, Pteroclidae. Gene Ontology annotation, molecular function: guanyl-nucleotide exchange factor activity. Gene Ontology annotation, cellular component: plasma membrane.